Messenger RNA from Closterium sp. NIES-65, 1704 nucleotides. The record is from the annotation of a GenBank genome assembly. Lineage: Eukaryota; Viridiplantae; Streptophyta; Zygnematophyceae; Desmidiales; Closteriaceae.
AUGCUGGUGUUGCGGCAGGCAUACGAGUGGGGUGAGCAGAACUUCCUCAAGCCACACUUCCACUUCGACUCCAUCCUUGACGCCGGGGCCAACAUCGGCCUCACCUCUGUGCUCUUUGCCACCAUGUACCCCAAGGCGACGAUCAUCACUGUGCAGGCGUCGUCUUGCAACUUCCGCUCAUUGAAGCUCAACACGCAGCCCUUCCCCAACGUCAUUGCUGUCAAUGCUGCCUUGUGGCCCCGCGCGAUGAUCAUCAGUGUGGAGGCGUCGUCUCGCAACUUCCGCUCUUUGAAGCUCAACACCCAGCCCUUCCCCAACAUCAUUGCUGUCAACGCUGCCCUGUGGCCCCGCGUCGCCUCCCUCUCACUCACCCUCGUGCAGAGGAACCCCAAGCUGCUCCCUGAAUGGGCCUUCAUGGUCAAGGAGACUCGUGAUCUCGAGCCCGGGCAGGUUGUGGAGGACUCCCCUCUUGGCGUGACUGUGCCCUUCCUCCUCAAAGUUUUCGGGCUGCCCGGAUUCGACUUCCUCAAGAUCGACAUCGAGGGCAGUGAGGGCGAAAUUUUUCGCGAGGACAGGGAGAUGAACCCGGGGUGGGUGAACGAGUCGAAGCUGGCAGCACUGGAGCUGCAUGGAGACAUGGUGCCAGGAUCGAACUCGCUGACCUCAUUACGCACCUCCGCACUAGUGACACCCGCUACCGAGCUGCGCUUCCUGCUGAGUUCUUCGCUGCGAACCCCCCCCCCUAUGUACAUCACUCUCUACUACCUCGUCACCCGGCUCCCUGAAUCCCUUCGCUCAGUCAGGGACCACUUCCUCUCCCUUUGCCCCACCACACUCACCAUUGAUCUCCUCGAGGAGCGCCUCCUUGCAGCUGAGAAGAGUAUAGUCGCUGUAGGAGCCUCUCGUGGUGACCCUCUUGCCCCUUUCUUUGAGGGGUGCUCCCCUGUCCCCCUUUUGCCCUCUCUUGCCUCUGCUGCUGCUGUCGACCUCGUUGGCACUGAGUCGGUCGGCGCUGCGUCUGCUCCCAGUAAGAGGCGCCGCAGCGGCAGGAGCAAGGGGGGCAAGGGUGCUGGAGGGGAUGGCGGGGGCAGCGGUGGUGGCGGUGGAGGAGGCGGAGGGGGUGGGGGUGGAGCGACCGCAAUGGAGAGACGUGCGGUGGCCCGCACGCCAUGCUCCGCUUCGGGGGUUGCCAUCUUUGAUCUUGAUUAUGAUGCUAUCCUUGCUGCUAUGUAUGCUGUGACUAUUAGUGCCGAGGGUGACUGUUACCUGUGUGUUCCGCCCGACCCGGGCAUUGAGGCUGCUGCUCUAGGUGCUAGUGAGUCUGCUGCUCCAGAUGCUGGUGAGGGUGCUCUCUCAGGUACCGCGUCAGCUCAGGCCUUGCACACUUUCACCCUUGACUCGGGUGCUUCCCGCUCCUUCUUUCGCAACUGCACCACACUCUCGCCGCUCAGUCGGCCAGUGGCAGUCUCUCUGGCUGACCCCUCUGGGGGUCCGGUCCUUGCACAUUCCUCCACGAUCCUGCCGUGUCCGGCGGUCCCGUCUGGCUCUCUGUCUAGCCUCCACCUCCCCUCGUUCCCCACGAACUUGGUGAGUGGAGCUGACCUUCAGGACGCGUGGGUUGACCAGUUCACUCUCGGAGGUCAGCGGGUGACCCACUGUUCGUGUACUCGGACGGGCCGGCACCUGGCCACGUUCAUCCGUUAG